This is a messenger RNA of Ctenocephalides felis (cat flea), 1274 nucleotides long. Its product is annotated as coiled-coil domain-containing protein 97. Bases 249 to 1274 code for a protein of 341 amino acids. NCBI's taxonomy places the organism in Eukaryota, Metazoa, Arthropoda, Insecta, Siphonaptera, Pulicidae. The transcript has a single exon. The record is from RefSeq and is a predicted model, not a curated record.
ACAAACGCAAUAGAGCUGUCAGUUGUAGUUAUUUGUUUUGACAUAUUUUUAAAUUCAGAUAGCAACUUAAAAAUGCAUUGAAUUCAAAAAUAUUUAAGAGUAAAGACAUUCAUAAAGUUGAAGAUUGUUACUUUAUUAUUAUAGAUUACUCAGGUACACUCAGAGCAUCUAUUUACAAACUUCGUAUUAUUUGAGGUUAUGUAUGUUGCUGGAAAAUAGGUGUAAAUUGCUCUAAAUCUUUAGUUAUCAUGGGCAUUAGUAAUAUGAUGGAAGAAGCAGUAAUGCAAGAAGAAUCAGCAUGUCAAAUACCUGUCGAUGAUGAUAUCUUAAAAAAAGAUAUGAUAGAAUUUAUAGCACAUGAUAGUCGACCUUAUUUCCAAAGCCAGCAAAUCGGCGAUGCUGAUUUAACUACUCGACAAAAGCGAGAAAUUGCCACAGAAUUAUUCGACAAAAGUAAAUAUGCAUUCCUCUCAAGAUUUGGCCUUUAUCUCACACCUGAUCAUCUACUCUAUUUUGAGAAUAACUGUGAAGCAGAUAAGUAUGAAACUGAAUUUAUGUUAAGGCAAAUUCGAAGAUUUAAUGUUGAUCAAAAACGCAAUACAGACAUUCGUAAUAGACGAUAUGAGGUAAUGAAAAAAAUGAUAUCCGAGCAUGUGUACUUCACAGAAUCAGAAAUGAUGAGCAGAGAGCCAUUGUUAUACGAUCAGCUAGUAGGUAAAUAUUUGUCUGAAAAGGAAAGACAAGAAAGGGAUAAAAGCACUGGUGAAGCAAAUCCAACAUUUGUUAAUGUAUUAUUAGAUGGGAUUGAAAAAACCAGGGUUAGUAACUUACUUAAAACUCAAUUCGACGAUGAAGAAGCGAUGGUUGAAGAAGAAGAUAGUGAUGAAGAGAUUCCAAAUACAAGUCAUGAAUAUACUCCAGGUUUUUCACAGUGGGGCGAAAUGGCUGACGUUGAAAAACCAACAGAUAUAGAAUAUUCUGUCAACAAAGCCUCAGAAAUACCACUCACCGCUCCUGAAAGAGAAAUUUUAAAGGAAGAGUUUAUCAGUACUAUGUACAGUAACUUUUUAGAUGGAAAGGAUAAAAAUUUUGAUUAUUCCUCGGUUGAUUAUAAUUCUGAAUAUGAUAACGUUGAUAUUAGAGCUCAAGAUGAAGAAGAGAAAUAUUUUGAUUCAGAAGAACCAGACUGUGUGGAAGAAGUUAGUCUGGAUGAAGAAGAUGAGCUUGAUCUUUAUAUGCAGCAUUUAGCCCUGCAUCCUAGCCUACAAAAAUAA